Daucus carota subsp. sativus is the source of this 1102-nucleotide messenger RNA. RefSeq names its product probable protein phosphatase 2C 39. Bases 133 to 975 code for a protein of 280 amino acids. The transcript has 5 exons. Gene Ontology annotation, molecular function: protein serine/threonine phosphatase activity. The record is from RefSeq and is a predicted model, not a curated record. Lineage: Eukaryota; Viridiplantae; Streptophyta; Magnoliopsida; Apiales; Apiaceae. Gene Ontology annotation, biological process: peptidyl-threonine dephosphorylation.
ACGUGGCAGUUUACCAGCACCUCACCCGAAAAAUAUCUAAUUUUUUAUAUUAUUGAAUUAUUCUUAUCUUACAAACAAUCAAUCAACUAUUAUUGCACUAGACUGUGAGUUGCUGUGCGUUCAUCAUCAAGCAUGACGGGUAAACAAAUCCUCCAGAAGAUGAAGGAAAAGGCUUGUUUAGGUUCUGCGGUAGCUGACACUGAAAAAAGUAAGACAUCGAAACACCCGCGACAUGGUUAUCACUUAGUAAAAGGAAAAUCUCGUCACGACAUGGAAGAUUAUGUUUUUGCACAGUUCAAGCAAGUUGAGAACAAUGAGCUCGGUUUAUUUGCUAUAUUUGAUGGCCAUCUCAGCCGCGAAAUUGCUGAUUACUUGCAGUCGCACUUGUUUGAGAAUAUACUGAACGAGCCUGACUUUUGGACUGAGACAGAGAAGGCAAUCAGAAGAGCAUAUCGUGUAACUGACAAGACAAUAUUGGAUAAAGCAGUUGAUUUGGGUUACGGCGGUUCAACCGCAGUGACUGCAAUAUUGAUAAACUGUCAAAAGUUGGUAGUUGCCAAUGUCGGGGACUCUCGUGCUGUCAUCUGCAAGAAUGGAGUGGCCAAACAAUUGUCAGUUGAUCAUGAACCUGAGAAGGAACGCAGUUGCAUUGAGGACAGAGGUGGCUUUGUAACAAAGUUUCCAGGUGAUGUUCCCCGCGUUGAUGGACAGUUGGCAGUAUCCAGGGCUUUUGGCGACAAGAGCUUGAAGGAGCACCUUAGCUCAGAGCCAGAUGUGAUGGUGGAAAACAUAGAUGAUGAUACAGAAUUUAUCAUCUUGGCAAGCGAUGGUAUAUGGAAGGUGAUGACAAAUCAAGAAUCUGUGGAUUGCAUCAAGCACAUCGAGGAUGCUGAUGCCGCAGCAAAGCGCCUUGCCGAGGAAGCAGUGGCGAGGCACAGCCAAGAUGACAUAUCUUGCGUGGUUGUGAAGUUCUAAUAAAACUAGGCAAGGAUCUGAACCAAUGUGGCACUCCUUACGCUUGUAAACUUCCCUCUGUCCUUUUUAUUAAUUCCGUAAAACUCAUGAAAAUCUUGCAAUGUUAGAGUACAUGUUUUUUCCAUAA